CUCUCUCUCUCUCUUUUUUUUUUCUCUCUCUCUCUCUCUCUCCUCUCUGCUCCCCUCUUUACUUUAUUUCUUUUGGCCAUCUACGAUCCCACUUGUAUAUAAUCUUGUACUAGUUGUUGCUGUGCAAUAUGGGUUCUGCCGACUUGCUCCAGCUUGUCAAGUCAGUGCAUCAGCCUGUGCACAUUAAGGAAUAUGCCGGGAAGACGGUUGCGGUAGAUGGUCGUCGCGGCAGCGUGGUGUGGCAUUCCCUUGUUUCUAGUGAUUCCGUUCACGGUGUCGUCGACAAUGGCGGCGACAAGAACACGAAUAUCAGCACUAUUACGCCACUGUCCACUGACUCUACUAAUAACGACGACGACGACCGCGAUAAAAACGACGAUAACAAUAAUAACAACAACAACGAUAAAACCGACAAGAACGACGACGACGACGACGAUGACAACCAUGACAAUGACGAAACUCUCAAUGACAAUGAAUCAGCAAAGGGCGCAUUGCUACAGCAACUUGACAUUCUGCGGUCAUACGAUGUGACGCCUCUUGUUGUCGUGGAAGGCAACGUAUUGCCAUGCGAUAAAAAGAAAACCAAGGGCGGUAAAAGCGACGAUCACGAGAACAUGGACAGUGGCAAUGACAAUGAAAAAACCAUGCAAGAACAAAAGGAUGCGUUCUUGAAGCACCUGGACAAAGAAAAGAUCGAGUACAUCCAAGCACCCUUUGAGUCCGGAGCACAGCUAGCUUACUUGAUCGAAACGAAGCGUGUCGAGGCGGCACUGUUUGUCGACACAAAUGAAGCAUCAUCAUCAGCAGGAGACGGUAUUGCGUUCGGAUGUCAAGUGACGCUGUUUGGCUUGCAAAGCGAUGGCAGUGCAACGCGAGUACGGCUUUCAGAUCUCACCUGCGGCGGUGCAAACAAAGAAAUUGAAUUACGCGAUUGGAGUCUGAAAUCGGUUGGCGAGCUAUGUCUGAUGUGCGACUGCGCAAAUGUCCAAGUGGAACGUGCUCACUCCCUUUUUGUCAAGCACAAGAAAAAUAUGCGUUUAGCACUUCAAGAAGCAGUUGACAAAAGAAAAGAUGUUGAAACGAUCUACAAGCGCAUGGUUUAUCGCUGGUCACAAAAGGUCUAUGACGACAAGUUGCGUCGGAACGUGUCUUGGCACAAGGACGCCAUCAUCGGACAAAAAGACGGUAAAGACCAUCCGACUGCAUCAGGACAACAAGGAAAACAUUCCCCCCUGGCUAAAUCGGACAACACAAGAAGCCACGAGCCAAGCAAUCCAUCGAGACAAUCCAGAACCACCCCAGCAGGCACCAAAAGUCAUCGCUGCAGAGCAAAUCAUCAAAACCGCUGCUGCACCUUUGGCUGCUAAAAAAGACAGCCAAAUCACUGCUGAAUAUUGUCUGCACCAACAACAACAACAACAACAACAGCGACACGGGAAGCUUGCGGAUAGU
Molecule: messenger RNA, 1452 nt
Organism: Zychaea mexicana
Lineage: Eukaryota; Fungi; Mucoromycota; Mucoromycetes; Mucorales; Lichtheimiaceae
Exons: 7
Coding region: 129-1367 (412 amino acids)
Molecular function (GO): 5'-flap endonuclease activity
Source: RefSeq, a predicted model, not a curated record